This is a messenger RNA of Cololabis saira (Pacific saury), 7052 nucleotides long. It is a transcript of the gene zfpm1, whose product is annotated as zinc finger protein, FOG family member 1. Gene Ontology annotation, biological process: negative regulation of transcription by RNA polymerase II; erythrocyte differentiation; megakaryocyte differentiation. Gene Ontology annotation, molecular function: RNA polymerase II-specific DNA-binding transcription factor binding. Gene Ontology annotation, cellular component: nucleus. NCBI's taxonomy places the organism in Eukaryota, Metazoa, Chordata, Actinopteri, Beloniformes, Belonidae. The coding region runs from base 214 to 4074 and encodes 1286 amino acids. The record is from RefSeq and is a predicted model, not a curated record. The transcript has 9 exons.
AGGUCCCAGCAGGACCCGGCCUCCCCGCAGGCUCCGUCCCGAGCCCCCUGCCGAAGUGCCGGCGGGCCAUGCGGAUCUCCCCGGUUGCAGGUCGCAGCGCCGCGCCGCAGCACUGAAGGCGGAGACGCCGAGCAGAGUCACCGGUGAGGGGAGAGGCAGCAGCAGCAGCAGCAGCAGCAGAGUUCCCGGAGGAGAGGAGGAGAGAGGAGCAGCAUGUCCCGGAGGAAGCAGAGCAAACCCCGGCAGAUCAAACGUUCCCUCGGGGAUGUUGACGGCAGCGAGGAGAACGCCGCUGAUACGCUGAGCCUGUCGGGGGAGGAGGGCGGGGCCUCGGACCCGGAUGAUUCCGCCGAAGGGGACGGCUCCAGCCCGCCGCCGUACACGCCCCUCUACAGCGAAGAGCCCGUGACCCAGGACUCCGGAGGAGGGGCCGAGGACGAAGAUGGCGAUGGGAAGGAGCAAGGUCCUGCGCCCAGCGGUGGAGAGGAGGAAGAGGAAGGAGGGGAAGAGGAGCGUCUACCAUGGAGAAGUCCAGAUGACCUGGAGAUCAGUGACAGCGGUGGGGACUGCAGUGUGCUGGCGGUCCGGGACCUCCAUCCUGACACGGUGUGGGGGCCGUACCCAGGAGGCCUCCAAUCAGAAAGCAGCGCAGACGACCAGGAGACAGAGAGCGCGGCGUUGACCCUGGCGUGUGAAGCUCCAGGGUGUUGGAUCAGUCGCCUCCCUCUGACCCGCGAGGCCUCAGCCGCCAACUGCACCAUCUACAGCCAAGGUGAGCAGUUGUUCUGUAAGGUGACCAGGGAGACGGCAGCCGGCCACACGCUGCUGGCGUUCCUGUCCCCUCUUCCUCCUCCCUCGUCUUCGGGGGCCCAGCUGUCUCCCCCGCUCAGCCUGGUCACCCAGAAACAGCCGCUGGUGAAGGAGGAGCCGCUGUACCCGGCGGCGCUGCACUCGGAAAUCCAGCUGCUCCCACAGCAGGCCGGCAUGGCCGCCAUCCUGGCUACGGCCGUCGUCAACAAGGACAUCUUCCCGUGCAAGGACUGUGGCAUCUGGUUCCGCAGCGAGAGGAACCUGCAGGCCCACCUCAUGUACUACUGCGCCAGCCGCCAGAAGCAGCCGGCCGCGGCCUCCUCCCCCCCGCAGGACAAGCCCAAGGACUCCUACCCCAACGAGCGCAUCUGCCCCUUCCCGCAGUGCAACAAGAGCUGCCCCAGCGCCAGCUCCCUGGAGAUCCACAUGCGCACACACAGCGGUGAACGUCCGUUCGUCUGUCUCAUCUGUCUGUCGGCCUUCACCACUAAAGCAAACUGUGAGCGGCACCUCAAGGUCCACACGGACACCCUGAACGGCGUGUGUCACGGCUGCGGCUUCGUCUCCACCACCAGGGACAUCCUCUACAGUCACCUGGUCACCAGCCACAUGGUGUGCCAGCCCGGAUCCCGCAGCGAGGUGUACUCCCCGGGGCCGGGCCUCCCCAAGCUGCCCCUGACCACCGGUCUCAGUCCGGGGGAUUCUGGAGUGGUGCUGAAGUGUCAGGUGUGCGGCCACAGCGCCGACUCCCCCGCCCAGCUGCAGCAGCAUGUGCGGACCCACCUGGAGGUCCGGGUCCCGGCUGAGAGGAGCCCCACCCCGCGCCAGGGAACCCCGUCGUCGCUGGACCCCCCUCAGAUGUCUCCGAAGGAGAGGGAGCCUCAGCUCUGUGUUCCUAAAGCCGACUCCUCCAGCCCUGGGGCCAACGGGGGCUCGGCCACGCCUCGCACCUGCAGUCCUCCCGACGCCCCAAUCACAACCCUGAAAAUUAAAGAGGAGCCCCAGUCCGAGUCUGAGAUGGAGGAGCAGCCGAUGGAGGUGAAGGAGAACGGAGAGAGGAAGCCGGGUGGGGGAGAGGUGGAGGACCAGGAGGCAGCGAGGAGGACCAGCGACGGGCAGACGGCCACCUCCUCCUGCCAGAGUCCAGCCAGCACCACUGUGAAGGCGGAGCCCACCAGCCCCACCCCCGGCUCCAGCCCCGCCCAUGUGGGCGGAGCCGGCUCAGCGGUUCCAGGCGGAGCCAUGUUCUUACCUCAGUACAUGUUCAACCCCGAGGCAGCCAUCCUGCCUCAAGCCUCCGAGAUCCUGGCCAAGAUGUCGGAGAUGGUCCACAGUCGUCUGAAACAGGGCCAGACGGUCGUCCAGAGCAACCCGGCCGCCCUGUUCCCCACCGGACCCACCGCGGCUGCCGCCACCACCGCCGCCGGCGCCACGCCGCCUCACAAGGGAGCCACCUGCUUCGAGUGCGACAUCACCUUCAACAACAUCAACAACUUCUAUGCACAUAAGAGGCUUUACUGCUCCAGCAGGCACCACGGGGAGGGGGCCGGCUCGGCCCCGGGACCCGGAGCCACGGGCCCGGCUCAGGCCCCGGCACGCUCCUCUCCUCAGGCCGGGGGGGCCAGCAGAGCAGCCUCCGCCUCCCCUCCCGACUCGGACCCUCCUGCAGGAGGAGGAGUAGCAGAGGCCAAGAACCCGGUGGAGGUGAAGACAGAGACCCCGGCGGGGAAGGAGGGAGUGUCCUCCUCCUCCGAGGGGGAGGGCGGGGGAGGUGGAGGAGGAGGGAGAGCCAGCGAAGGCAGCCAGAGUCCCGCAAGCGGUUCUGCAGAGGACCUGGAGGACGACCCCAACAAGACCUUCUGUGAGGCCUGCAACAUCCGCUUCAGUCGCCAUGACAACUACAUUGUUCACAAACGGUUCUACUGUGCGUCUCGCCACGACCCGACUAACCACCGGUCCUUGCACAUGGUCAAGUCCAGCAACCCCGGAGCCUUCGUCCACCAGCCCAUCCGCACGCGCAAGAGGAAGAAGAUGUAUGAGAUCCACAUGGCCAGAACGGAGGCGCUGGCUAACGCCGCCGCCGCCGCGGCAGCAGCCGCCGCUGCCACCGCCGCGGCCUCUGCUCCGUCUCCCUCCGUUCUGGGACUAGUGAAGCAGGAAGUUUCCCCCGGCGCCGCGGGCAGCUCCAGCCCCGAAGGAGACGGCCCCAUGGACCUGAGCAAGAGGCCCCGGCUGGGCGAGGCGGCGCGGCGCGGCAGCGGCAGCGUCCUCCCCGCUCUGCCGCUCAGCGACUACCACAAGUGCACGGCCUGCAGCAUCAGCUUCAACAGCAUCGAGAACUACCUGGCUCACAAAACCUACUACUGCCCGGCCACCACCCUGCAGCCGCACACCCUGGAGCAGCUCAGCAGGCUCAAGAGGUCCGCCUCCACCUCCCCGAAGAGCAGGCCGGAGCUGCUGCACCCGGGGGAGGCCAAGGUCCUGCCGGCGGAGUGGGUGGCCCAGGCUCAGGGGGCUCAGGGGGCUCAGGGGGCUCAGGGCGGCUCCUCCAGCCCCAAGCCCUCCGCCCUACCUGCUGCGGAGGCCAACUCCCCGUCACACACGAGCAGCAGCCUCUCGGCCGCCCCGGGAGGCGCCGGCGCUGCCUCCUCCUUGGCGGUCUGCCCCUACUGCCCCAACAGACCCAUCACCUGCGACCUGGUGGAGCACUUCAAGACCAGCCACAGCCUGCUGGUGACCAUCCAGCCGCCCAAGGACGGGCCGCCCCAGCCCGGCGGCGCGGGGGGGGCGGGGGGGACACCCAGCAGCAGCCCCAGCCUCAGCCCCAGAGACGGGGCGGCCCCAGCCGCCUCCGGCACCCCCGCCGGCCAGGCCAGAGCGCUCUCCAGAGUCCACAGAGACAGCCUGAACGGCCAGACCCGCAGCAUGACGGCGUCCCCCGUGUCCCCGCUGGUGAACGGCAGCCCGUCGGCCGGGGGGGGGUCCCCUCCGGCCGGCUCCCCCCUGUCCGUGUCUCCUCCCCGGGCUCCCUCUCUGACUGCGUCCCCUGUGCCUGAGGUCCUGAGGGAGAAGGCCGCCCCCCACCACGUCCCCUCCCCCCAGACGGCCCCCCUACCCGGCCCCAAAACCCCCGUCAUCUCCCCGCUCCAGAACGGUAACUCCCGCUUCUGCCGGCUCUGCAACAUCAAGUUCAGCAGUCUGUCCACUUUUAUAGCUCACAAGAAAUACUACUGCUCCUCCCACAGCGCUGAACACGUGAAAUGAGCCCCCCCCACCCCGUCUUCUGUCUCUCCAAGUGGAAGUUCUCUUCACUAAGUCCAAAAAAAGCUCAGAUGGUCCUCCUCCUCUGCCAACCGUCCCUCAUGGACCAUGACUGACAGUGAAUGACUGUUACUCGCCCGGCAGGGCCUGGCCGGGCCUGCAGGGGGCGCCACUAACUCACAGCAGCCGAUUCUCCUCCCAUGGGUCAAAGUUUGUCGUACACUAAGAGCUGAGACGGACCCUCUGGUCUCCGUAGUGCUCUAGCGCCCGCGGCGCAGCGCGGGACGCUAAAAACAGCCUCCUCGUCUCUGCUGACUUCUCAAUGGCAGUCAUUAGAUUCAGCCUCGUGAUGAAUCUCCAAUCAUUUUUCUGAACUCUCGCCGUUUUUUCGCACCUGAACUGGAGGAAUGGUUUCCUCCGGCACGGACAAAGACUUGAUCGUUGUUGAUGUUUUUAUUAUUUGUGCAUAAUGUAUGAUGUCUGAAGAGAAGAAUCGCUUAACGCUUUGGUUCCAACACUGGCUCUUGUUUCGUUGACAAGUAGAGAGGCUUUUUAGCUGAAAAAAAAACGGAUAUGCGGUAUCACAAUGUUACUAAUUACUGAAGGAUAUUUCAAAAUGGACACUUUUUCCUUUUCUUUCAUAUAAAGAAAUUCUUAUUUUCUCUUUAAAGAGCAGGGGAGAAAAAAAAUGUGAAAUAUUUAUCUUUUAGUCCUCACUGAUUUCAUGUCAACAGCAACAAAAAGAAAGAAAAAAAAACUACCUACCUAGUGUCUGAGAGUAUUUGUAUUUUUUAUUUGUAUAUUUUUCAUACUGUUGGAAGGAAGUGUUUGGAUGGGGGUGUGUCGAAGUGACUUUUCUAAGUGUAGGUGUGUAAAAUCCUCUCACGGUAAUCACUGGGAUCACACUGAGCCUGGUCGUCAUGACGUCCGGAAGCCAACGCAGUUUUAUUUCUGUCGUGGUCUGAAAGAGCUCAGCGAACGCCGGUGCAUGUAGUGAGGAGGAUGAAGCUUUCGACAUGUGAGGUUACGCAAAAUCCACCUUUCCUUUUUUUUGGUGAUGUUAUCUUUCUAUCGGCAUGAAGGCCCGGCAGUGAGCAGUCACAUGAUUACGUACUUUGCGUGGGGAGCCCUGCUCUUCCUCGUGGACCCAGUUGACGCCACAUGCUCCCGCGCAGCUGCUGCAGAUGCUGCAGAUGCUGCAGAUGCUGCAGAUGCUGCAGAUGCUGCAGCUGCUGCAGAUGCUGCAGAUGCUGCGGAUACUGCAGAUGCUGCAGAUGCUGCAGAUGCUGCAGAUGCUGCAGUACAGUGUUAGCUAGAACUGUGAAUGACUCAUUUUCUAUGACGCAGCAAACUGGUUCGUCAGGACUCACAAUUCUGCGGUUCAGCAAUGCCCAAUACGAACUCUGCCUUUAGGUUUUUAAAGAAAAUAGACAAAAAUGACGUCUAGAUGUUCAAUUGUUUUCACAGUUUUUUUUUUUUCCCCGUCCUUCAAGUUCUCAGGAUUUCACUUGUUCCAUUGUAAGUUUCUAAAACAGUGUUUGGAUCUUCACACGACUUUAAAACUCACAAUUACAGGUUUUAAGUGACUCAUUUCUGGACCUGACCUGCAAACGACGUCCCAGAAGCAGGUUGCCACACCUGUAAAUGAUUAGGCCUCGCUAGAAAGGAAGCUAGGAAGAGAUGUGGCAUUUAAUAGCCAUCAUUUUAUGGACUUAAAGGUCCAGCGUUCGUAGUGACGAACAGUAAUCCAACGUGAAACCAUCGUGAAAUGGACGGACAUCUGAUCUGAGAUAAUAAUAACAGAAGAAAUCACCUGUUCAGGAGAAGCUACAUCAAUGAAAGCCAAGUCGUGGCUAGUAAACAACAUAUUUGAUGAAUCUCCCUUUUCCCAUUUUUACUGACUGGAUGAAAACGCCAGCAUUUAUUUAACAGACGUGCUUUACACAGCGGUUAGGAGAGGGGACUGAUCCUCAUAUCUGAGCCGGGGGGCCGGGGCGGUCGUAGAAACGGCUGCGGCAGUGUGAAGGAGCCAUCUCCACGUAAUGUGGAUUUUGUUGCAUCAAAACCACAAUCACUGGAAAUGAAAAAGAAAUCUGAAGAGGUAAAUUGAGGCUCUGUCUGACCCAGUCCGUCUGUAGAAGUCUAUGGAUCCAGUACCAGGGUCCAGUCUGGGUUCCUCAGAACUGCAGGGAACCGUGAAGGCUUCUAUGGAGGAGGUGUAAUAACUGAAAGGGUUACUACGCCUCCAGGAGACCAGGUAACCAGCACAGGGCCCAUCAUCAGCUCCUGAAUCUGCAUCCAUCCAUCCCUUUCUGCACCCUGUGGCCAGAGAUGAGACUGCUUUUAAUAACAUUUCUGCUUAGAGCAUCAGUUGUUCAUGUGAUGGACGGUUAUGAAGAUAAACCUGUAGACCAAAAGCUUAUUUUUCAGAUUUCUGCUUCCUCAUCUCCUUCCGCCCAUAACCUAGAAAUCAGUCCCAGCACAGCAUUUCCAAGCAGCUCUCAAAUCCUAUAAGGCACCUACAGUUGAGAGGAGGAAGGAGGCGGAUACAGCAAAGUACUUUCUUCUCCGGUUCGAUGGUGUAGUUGUUCUACACUUCCCAUUUAAUGUUGGGUUAACAACGUCUGAAUUUGUCCUGCCGCUGUGAGCUCAACUCUCUCCUGGGUCUCUGCCUCCGUCUUUGCUGGAAAGGGCUAAGAUGCAAUUAGUGGAGUCAACAAUGUGCAAAUUAGGAGCCCAAGUAAGGUCAAAGUCUAUUUUUGUAACAGUUUUUUUUUUCUUUCUUAUGUCCCCAGUGACUAGUUAGGUAUUCUCAGGUGUCCCUGCUAGUGGCCAUUGAAGGAGUCGGAUGCCUCUAGGGAUGGAGUUUAAAAGCAAGUCCACCUCUGGCCCAGGAGAAAACACAAGUGCUUUUUGUUUUUCAAAUCUCAGAGACACAAAGCAGCAUCCAUGAGAUAUCAGUAUUCACCUAUUUUUUUGUU